Molecule: messenger RNA, 3399 nt
Organism: Tachyglossus aculeatus (Australian echidna)
Lineage: Eukaryota; Metazoa; Chordata; Mammalia; Monotremata; Tachyglossidae
Gene: MMP14
Product: matrix metallopeptidase 14
Exons: 11
Coding region: 222-1958 (578 amino acids)
Biological process (GO): zymogen activation; skeletal system development; collagen catabolic process
Cellular component (GO): extracellular matrix
Molecular function (GO): metalloendopeptidase activity; zinc ion binding
Source: RefSeq, a predicted model, not a curated record
UAAACUUUUUCUCCUGCUCUGCAAAGAAUCUAAUUGAAUUCAGACCGAGGAGAACCACGUCUUCACUAGGAAUCCAGGGAACAGGCAGAAGGAACAAAGGAAACCGGGACAGUGACGGCAGAGACCCUCAGAGGUGGGGGUGCAGGAGGCAAAGCAACAGCGGAGACCCCCCCUCCCCGCCCCCCGACUCCCUGCAGCCCGCCCAAACCGUGGAGUGGAACAUGACCCGGGCCCCCAGACCCAGGAGCCUCGGCCUCCAGCUCCUCACACUCUGCGCCACGCUCAGCUCCCUCUGCUCUGCGGACAACUUUAGCCCUGAGGCCUGGCUGCAGCAGUAUGGGUACCUGCCCCCCGGAGACCUCCGCACCCACACCCAGCGCUCCCCGCAGUCUCUUUCUGCCGCCAUCGCCGCGAUGCAGAGGUUCUACGGGCUGCGGGUCACCGGCGCGGCCGACGGGGACACCAUGAAGGCCAUGAAGCGUCCGCGCUGUGGGGUCCCGGACAAGUUUGGUGCCGAGAUCAAGGCCAACGUGCGGAGGAAACGUUAUGCCAUCCAGGGCCUGAAAUGGCAGCACAAUGAGAUCACCUUCUGCAUCCAGAACUACACGCCCAAGGUCGGGGAGUACGCCACGUUCGAAGCCAUCCGCAAGGCAUUCCGGGUGUGGGAAGGGGCCACCCCGCUGCGCUUCCGCGAGGUCCCCUACGCUUACGUGCGCGAGGGCCACGAGAAGCAGGCCGACAUCAUGAUCUUCUUCGCGGAGGGCUUCCACGGCGACAGCACGCCCUUCGACGGCGAGGGCGGCUUCCUGGCCCACGCCUACUUCCCCGGGCCCAACAUCGGCGGCGACACUCAUUUUGACUCCGCCGAGCCCUGGACCGUCCGCAACGAGGAUCUCAGUGGCAACGACAUCUUUCUGGUGGCGGUGCACGAGUUGGGCCACGCUCUGGGCCUGGAGCACUCCAACGACCCCUCGGCCAUCAUGGCGCCUUUCUACCAGUGGAUGGACACCGAGAACUUCGUGCUGCCUGAAGACGACCGCCGCGGCAUCCAGCAGCUCUACGGGAGCGAGAUGGGACAUCCCACAAAGGCGCCGGCUCCCCCAAGGACAACUUCCCGGCCCGUGGCCCCGGACAAGCCCAAAAACCCAACAUAUGGACCCAAUAUCUGUGACGGGAAUUUUGACACCGUGGCCAUGCUGCGUGGAGAGAUGUUCGUGUUCAAGGAGCGCUGGUUCUGGCGGGUCCGAGACAACCGGGUCAUGGACGGUUACCCCCUUCCCAUCGGCCAGUUCUGGAGGGGGCUGCCGGCCUCCAUCAACACUGCCUAUGAAAGGAAGGACGGCAAGUUCGUCUUCUUCAAAGGAGACAAGCAUUGGGUGUUUGACGAGGCCUCUCUGGAGCCCGGGUACCCCCGACACAUCAAGGAGCUGGGCCGUGGGCUCCCCACCGACAAGAUCGAUGCCGCCCUGUUCUGGAUGCCCAACGGCAAGACCUACUUCUUCCGUGGGAACAAGUAUUACCGCUUCAACGAGGAGAUGAGGGCCGUGGACAGCGAGUACCCCAAAAACAUCAAUGUCUGGGACGGUAUCCCGGAGUCUCCACGGGGGGCCUUCAUGGGCCGGGAUGAAGUCUUCACCUAUUUCUACAAGGGGAACAAAUACUGGAAAUUCAACAACCAGCAGCUCAAAGUGGAGCCAGGGUACCCCAAGUCCGUGCUGCGGGACUGGAUGGGCUGCCCGGCCGGGGGCCGGCCCGACGAGACCAAGGAGGAGACGGAGGUGAUCAUCAUCGAGGUGGACGAGGAGGGGGGCGGGGCCGUGAGCACGGCGGCCGUGGUGCUGCCCGUCCUGCUGCUGCUGUGCGUCCUGAUCCUGGGCCUCGCCGUCCUGUUCUUCAAGCGUCACGGGACCCCCAAGCGACUGCUCUACUGCCAGCGCUCCUUGCUGGACAAGGUCUGACCCCCGCCCGCCCGGGCUGGGGGGCUGCUGUCCCUCCCCCGCCUGGCCCCGCCACACGAACAUUGCCUCUGGGGGGGCGGGGGGGAGGCGAAGGGGCAGACGUCAUUCCCGGGUCAUUCCCCCCCAACGCUCUUUUUGGUGGCCCACGGCUCCCCCUUUGUCUCCCCCCACCCCCUGCCUCUUCCUCCUCCCUGCUCCUGACCAAUCUUUCCACGCUGCCUUGCUUUUCCUCUCCCCCGGUCCUGGGGGCUCGGUGGUACCCAGCUGGGUUCCCCUGCUCAAACCCUCUCCAGGAGUUCCCCUGUUUGGUGCAGCACCCUCUCCUCCCCUCCACCCCCCAGCUGGACAUCCUGGGGGCUCUAUUUUGGAAGGCCAGGGCCCCCUGACCUCGCUGGUAAAGGUCAAGUUUGGGGUCCCCCCCCCCUCCUGUUUCUCCCCCCACCUCUUCACCUUUCAUCUCUAAACUUGGAUCUCAGGAGGCUCCCAAGAUUUCUAGCCCCGCUGGCCCAGGGGCUCCACAAGGCAGCCUCCCCAGUGCCUUUUUGGCCUAAACGAGCCCCUUUGAGGGAUUGGGGGGUGAGGAGGGGGAGAGGCUCUCCUGGGGGCCAGACGGGGCAGGGACGUCAGGGGGCUGGAGCUUGGUAGCCAUCUGGUCCCCGGGGACUCUUCCCCCAUUCAGCCACCCCAGGGAGCUUCCUGGAGUCAAAUGUCCAGUGAGGGAUCCUUAGCUUCUCUCCCCAAUCCCCCUCAAACACUUUUUCCCUCACUUUAAUCUUGGGGGUACGAGGAGUCCGAGGUGGGAAAUGGGAGCCCCUCGGGACAAAACUGAUGAGGAUGGGCUGGAAGAAGGGCAGUUGUCUUCAAAAAGCGGGCAUAGGGGAUAGGGCUGCUGGGAGUUAAGUGGCUGGAGACCAGGGCAGUCCUGCUGGGGCAGGGACUGAUAAGAAAGGGAUUGGGGCCUGGGUGGAAAGGGGCAGGGAUUUGGGGGUCAGCGGGUAGGGCCUGGGGCCUGAUCUACGGAGAGUGGGGUCAGCUGAGCUGAGAAGAUAGAAAGGUGAAAUGUGGGGUGCUGUGGAGGGGCGGAGCCAGAGUUGAAAGUGGAUGAGGAGAGGAGCGGUUUCCAGAGUUAGGAGCGGGAGGGGCGGUCAAGGGCAGUCCUGGGGACCCCAAAAUUUCCAGAAGACCCCCACCCCAGCUGGACUGAUUCAUCGAAGACAGCCACCUCCUAAGGUGGGGGUCUUGGUGUCACGGCUCGGAGCCUGGGGGGGAGUCUUGACUGGCAGGGUUGGGGGUGGAAGUAGCAGCCCCCCACUUCUUUUCAGCUGGCCUAGGCACACACCCCCCUCUGACCUCAACUUAAAAUCCUAUGUCCUGUCUCUCCACCCCCACCUGCCCCCUUCCGAUCUCCCUCAGCCACCAGAGAGGGUGACUAUGGUACCAG